AUAUAUGUUUAGAAACUUGCAAGAGAGGGUUUUUGGCCGGUUGUAGGCAACUUUUAAGGUUGGAUGGGUGUUUCUUGAAGGGGACAUUUGGAGGGUAGAUGCUUGUAGCAGUAGCAUUAGAUGUCAAUGAUUGUAUUUACCCAGUAGCAUAUGCCAUAGUGGAGAAAGAAAAUGCCACUACAUGGAGAUGGUUUAUACAACAUUUGGGUAAAGAUUUGAAAAUUUCGAAUAGCAAUGAAUGGACUUUUAUGACGGAUAGACAAAAAGGUUUACAAAAUGUGAUAGAAGAUUUAUAUCCCGAGGCAGAUUAUAGGUAUUGUGUUAGACACAUGUACACCAAUUUCUUCAAAGCCGGUUUCAAGGGGUUGAUUCUCAAGGAAUACUUAUGGAAAGCUACGAAGUCAACAACAGUGCCCGAUUGGAUGUUUUGGAUGGGUGAGAUUGAAAAAGAAAGUCUUGCAGCACAUGAUUGGUUAAAGAAAAGGCACUCUAGUGAAUGGAGCAAGGCUUAUUUUCUUACAAAGGUGAAAAGUGACAUACUUUUGAAUAAUCUAUGCGAAGUGUCAACAACGUAGUGUUGGAAGAAAGAGAGAAAUCCAUACUGACAUUGUUGAUUGAUUUGCAUAUAAGUUUCAUGAAGAGGAUACAAGCAAGGAGAGAUAAGAUGAAGAAAGUCAUAGGGCCUUUAUGUCCUAAAGUGCAACAAAAAUUGAAGACGUCCGUUGAGUUAGUAGAGAUAUGUGAGGUUGAUUGGUAUGGAGGGACACAAUCUUACGUGAAAUGUAAAACUGGAGAAUAUGUUGUUGAUCUACUGAACAAGACGUGUGCAUGUAGGAGAUGGGAUUUAUCGGGAAUUCCUUGUACUCAUGCAAUUGCUUCUAUUUUUGAUAGAAGAGAUGAGCCUUGGAAGCAUGUACAUGAGUGUUACAAAGUGAGCACAUAUAUGAGUUGUUAUCAGAAUAUAAUCAAUCCUAUCAACGGAACAAAAUUAUGGCCUCGAGUAGAUGCCCCCUAGUGAAACCACCAGAAUGGUGUUUACCUAAAAGCGGAAGAAAACAGAAGAAGAGACGAAGACAGGAAGAAGAAGAUGUUUUAACUCGUUCUGGGUCCAAAGCAAAGUUGAAUAAAAAGGGUACCAUGAUUAUUACAUGUAGUUUAUGUGGAUUAAUAGGCCAUAACAAGAGGUAUCAUCAAAAAACUAAUGCACCCCAGGAUUGGUAUUAUGGGGUAGCAAAUCCUGCAAAUAAAGGAAGCACCAGCCAUGUUCGGAGUAAAAGCUCAAGGGCAAAACUCGUGCCUAGGAGACCAUCAAGUAUGCCCAUACCUGGAGUGCAACCACCAGUACCAGCAUCUAAUUUCCAAUUCAUGCCAACCCCUGGAAUUUGUAUAACUAAUGGAGCACACAUUACAGACUAUGGUGGAAGACUUGGUGGGAGACCUGAAGUGCAACCACCAGUACCAGCUCCACUUGAAUCCUUGGUGGAAGACUUGCAAUUGAUAGAAAACCAAGAGAAAGAAAGAAAGAGGGCAGCCCUUGCAAAAAAGAAAAAGACUGUUCGAGGCUCAAUUCCAUUUACAAUUCCAAGGAAGAAUUCAGCAACUCAGUAGCGUUAUCAUUUUGUUUCGUGGUCAUAUUUUGGGUUUUGAGGCAACAAAUGAAGAGACACUGAUGUAUUUUGUUUCUUUUUGGUACACCAGUUGAAUGCUAUGAUUGGAAAUUUGGAAAUCAA
This is a messenger RNA of Olea europaea var. sylvestris, 1730 nucleotides long. RefSeq lists its product as uncharacterized. The transcript is spliced from 3 exons. The coding region runs from base 991 to 1608 and encodes 205 amino acids. The record is from RefSeq and is a predicted model, not a curated record. Lineage: Eukaryota; Viridiplantae; Streptophyta; Magnoliopsida; Lamiales; Oleaceae.